Molecule: messenger RNA, 1764 nt
Organism: Impatiens glandulifera
Lineage: Eukaryota; Viridiplantae; Streptophyta; Magnoliopsida; Ericales; Balsaminaceae
Product: clathrin coat assembly protein AP180-like
Exons: 1
Coding region: 10-1764 (584 amino acids)
Biological process (GO): clathrin coat assembly; vesicle budding from membrane; clathrin-dependent endocytosis
Cellular component (GO): clathrin-coated pit; clathrin-coated vesicle
Molecular function (GO): SNARE binding; 1-phosphatidylinositol binding; clathrin heavy chain binding
Source: RefSeq, a predicted model, not a curated record
CAUCUCCAAAUGCCGAGUAAACUCAAGAAAGCAAUAGGAGCCGUUAAAGACCAAACAAGCAUCGGUUUAGCCAGAGUCUCCUCCGUCGACGCCACAAUCUCCAAUCUCGAAGUCGCCGUUCUCCGAGCCACCACCCACGACGAUGAAGAUCACAUCGACCCUCGUCACGUCCAAGAAAUCCUCUCCCUCGUCUCCUCCAACAAAUCCAACGCCGCCGCCUGCGCCCGCGCCAUUGGUAAACGCAUCGGCAGGACUCGAACAUGGGCUGUAGCCAUCAAAUCAUUAGUCCUAGUCCUCCGCAUUUUCCAAGACGGCGAUCCAUAUUUCCCAAGAGAAGUCCUCCAUGCAAUGAAACGUGGAGCCAAGAUCCUAAACCUCUCCAGCUUUCGCGACGAUUCCAGCUCUUCAAGCCCAUGGGAUUACUCAGCAUUCGUCCGAACCUUCUCAUUGUACCUAGACGAACGUCUAGAUUGUAUCUUAACAGGAAAACUCCAACGCCGCAUGAUCACCAACCCCCGUGGAGCAGAUGCCGACGUCCACCACUCCCGUCAUCAUCGUAGCAUGAGUGGGAAAUUGAUAAACGAGACUCUCCGGGAGAUGAAACCAGGUAUGUUACUCGAUAAGAUCUCAUGCUGGCAAGAACUUCUCGACCGAGCCGUUGCAACUCGGCCGACAGGAGCAGCUAAAACGAACAAUCUCGUGAAAAUCUCUCUUUACGCCAUCGUUCACGAGAGUUUUCAUCUCUACAAGGAUAUAUCCGACGGGCUGGCGCUCCUGCUCGAAGGAUUCUUCGAGCUCCCAUACAAUUCAUGCGUGAACGUCUUCCAAACAUGCAUGAAGGCCACCAAGCAGUUCGAAGAACUCGCCGCGUUCUAUGAUCUAUGUAAGAGCAUUGGCGUCGGGAGAGCCUCAGAAUAUCCUACCAUACAGAGGAUUUCUGAGGAGUUAUUGCAAUCCUUGCAGGAAUUUCUCAAGGACCGGUCUUCUUUCUCAAUCACUAAAGAUUAUAUUUCUACCCCAAAGAAAUCAAUGUUUUCGUUCCCUACAAUCAAUGAUCAGGAACCCACACACCGACCCUCGUUGGAGGAUCUACUUAGCGCGACAGAGUUGUCCUCCGGGAAAGAUCAGCCCUCCAUCUCAAUCGAUCUCGAGACAUAUUCCAUUAACCACGAUCGCGAUUUCGAGAAGCAAAUGCUACAAACUAGUACUAAGAAUGGUGACGACACCUGCUCCACUAAAUCAUUGCCAAGCUCGAACUCAAACUCGAUCAUGAACCUAUUAGACGACUGGCCGAAUAAAGAUGUGCAAGACAACACAUGUGAACAAAUAGAACCAAUUCCACCCAUAAGUUGGGAGCUGGUACUGUUUGAUCAAGACACAGAUAAUAACAAAAUCUCCAACAAUGGCUUUGAAGAUCUGCUUGGCCAGAGCCAUGAAGGAUGGGAGCUAAUGCUAACACAAACAGUAACUCCAUCUUCAGCACAAACUCCGGAUAAACCAUUUCAGCAGCAUUAUAAUCCAUUUCUGCAAGAUACACCAGAAAAUGAUGAACAUAUAUUUAACACAAUCCCAACAUUUCAAGUAACACCUACCUUUCAAGCAGACACUGUUGAUUCAAUCGGUGAAUUUGAUCCUUUUGCUAGGGUCGUAUCUGAGGAAGAUGAUCAGAGUUUUGGUACGAUGUUGAUUCCUCAGAACUUGGAGCAGCAACAACAAAUGUGGUUGCAGCAGCAAAACAAAAUUAUUGAGAGACAAGUUCCUUAA